Molecule: messenger RNA, 1897 nt
Organism: Sinocyclocheilus anshuiensis
Lineage: Eukaryota; Metazoa; Chordata; Actinopteri; Cypriniformes; Cyprinidae
Product: transmembrane protein 126A-like
Exons: 5
Coding region: 186-806 (206 amino acids)
Biological process (GO): mitochondrial respiratory chain complex I assembly
Cellular component (GO): mitochondrion
Source: RefSeq, a predicted model, not a curated record
CAUUCGGUAGGUUGGCGCACGCACGGACCAAUAGGAAUCGCCGUAUUGUUCCUGGAUCUCGGGGUGAGAGUUGACUGGAACAUGUGGUUAGACAUGGCUGCGCCCUGCUGGCAUUGAGGACCGUGACUGUUGAACACUGGAUGGAAUAGUUUAGCGCUUAUUCGAAAGCUCUUUUGUGGAUCAACAUGGCAGACAACGGGAUGUUCGUGAAAGACACAGGCCAAGGCCAGACAAUAUCCAGGGCGAUGAUUAUUGAAAUGCUGAAUAAAAAGUUUGAAAAACUCCCUGAUAUCGACAAAAAACUCUUUUCAUACGGCCCCAUAUAUUUGGCUGGCAACGCUGGGUUUGCUGGCUUGGUUGCCAACAGCUUUUUCAGACGUGUACUCAAUGUCACCCAAGGACGAUUUACUUCCAGCCUUCCUAUGGCUGUUCUUCCCUUUCUGACAACUGCAGCACUUUACACUGCGACCGUAACAAACCCUUUAAUGUCAGGUGACCUGAACUGCUCAACCUGUACCCUGAUAAGAGGGGCUUUGGUUGGUGUAGUUGGUGGUGGCAUAUAUCCCAUUUUGUUGGCCUUACCGGUCAAUGCUGCUCUUGCAGCCAGGUAUAACAGUGCACCAAUGCCAGAAAAGGGGAACAUGAUACGCUUCUGGACAAAUGUCAGCAAACCCAUUGUACACAAGAUGUAUGUUGUUUUGCUGCUGCAGGGUUUGUUUGGAACCUACUUGAGCUCUAAACAGCUUGAUAUCUACCUAAAAAUGCUGAAAAUAACCGAUUCUGACGGCGAACAGCUUCAUGGUUAGCAGUUAUUGUUAUUUAUAUUGAUUUUGUAAAUCUUUUUGUUAAAAUAAGUGAAACACGCUUGCCCAAUGCCAUAACCCAGUCUGGUCAGUUUUGUUCUUGGUUUUGAUGUCUGAUCAAUAAAUUCCAUUCACUAUACCUUUGCACUCUCUGCCCAAAAGGGAGAAAUCUACCGAAGUUUCCAAAAAAUAACCUAAACCACAAAUUGAUGUACUUAAAAGAAUUUGAUGUCUUUUCUUAUACCUCAGAAGUCUCUGAAUAAUGUAAACUGCCUGGCCGUUAUUUUACUACAGAUACUACAAAACAUUAACUAGAGCUUUGCCUAAACAACCAUUUGGUUUGUGUGCAUGUAUGAAAGGAAAAUAAAGUGGAUAAAAAGUGGUGCAAACACAUAACUUUUGCUAAUGUGUAACUUAUAAAAUUAUCAAAUGGAGAACAUGUGAAGCAAUAACAAGUUUAGCUACUAAUAACAAAAACAAUGCACUGGGAAACAAGCUUAUGGACCUUAAUUACAAUGUGCAUUUACUGCCACAAAGAGAUCUUUUAAUGUGAAUUUCCAAUUCCCGACCACAACAAACAGUUCUGAAAUGUAAACAGAGAAAUAUCAGCAUUAGCUUUUAAAUAAAAUCAUAAAAACGCCAUUUAGUCAUCGCAUUUCAGAAGAUCUAGAUUAAUAUUGUCACUUGAAUUUUUCAGUAACAUUUUACAAUGUAGUUUUAUCAUCUUGUUGAAAUCAUCUGACAAGCUGUUAUCAAGCUACUAUCAAAAAGUGUUUCUAUACCUGAUGCAACAGUGUUGUAACAGAUUCAUUAUGAUGUUCGUUCUAUACACUCUGACAGCAGUAUGAAGUACCAUGAAUAAAAAUAAAUAAAAACAUCAGCUGCAGUUAUACAUUUCAGAACUGCUUGGGUUGAUCUGCAGUCGUUAAACAUGAUCAACAAUGGCCCAAACAGAAUAACUGCAUUCGUUUUUUUGGGGGGGGUGGGGGUGGUGUCAGUGUUACCACAGCCCUUAAGGAAUUUUGCAGUAUACACUUGUAUAUAAUAGGGAGAAACCACCACCACUCUUUAUCCACCCUGUUGAGUGAUAAGAA